AUGGAAGAAAACAGUGGAAAAACUAAGUCCAAAAAAACCAAAGAAGAAAAAUCCCGCAAUCAUAGAGAGUCAAACCCUGAGCAAGAUGAAAUAAAAAUGUUUAAAGAGAAUCUACUGCAGUCCGUUUCCACCGGGGAUUCCAUAUUAUCUGAAAGCGCUGACAUCUCCGAAGAGACAAAACCAUAUUCCACUUCCAAGGCGCGGGAAGCCUUAUCUGUGUCAGACAAUGUUUUAGCCGAACUCGAUGAAUCUAAAAUAUUUGAACUGAAAGAGGCCUUCCUUCUUUUUGACAUGAAUGGUGACGGCUGCAUAGACCAAAAUGACCUUCGCGCUACAUUAGUCAGCCUCGGGGAAAAGAUAGAUGAACAGGCAGUAAAGAACAUGCUUUCCGAAGCUGCAAACCCACUGGACUUUGAUGCAUUUGUCCACCUUCUUGGUUAUAAAACACUCGAACUGGAUUCAGAAGAGACCCUUGUAGCAGCUCUUUCUCGAUGGGAUUACGAUAAUACGGGAUAUAUUUUGGAGGAAAAAAUCCGCCAGGAUCUAAUGACAAGGGGAGAUCGCUUUACUGAAAAAGAAGCUGAUUAUGCUCUCGACGAAGCACCAACUGUAUACAAAGACGGAUAUGCUUUUAUAGAUUACAAGCAAUUUUGUUCGAAACUUUGCGGUCUGAGGAAGUCUAACAAACGUGCUCUUCAAGUUUGA
Danaus chrysippus (African queen) is the source of this 705-nucleotide messenger RNA. The record is from the annotation of a GenBank genome assembly. Lineage: Eukaryota; Metazoa; Arthropoda; Insecta; Lepidoptera; Nymphalidae.